GGUCAUUGCCAGUGCGCACUUCCAUUGCAGAACAAAGCCUGCAUGUUUCAGUCAAGCGGCUUCACUGCUCCUGAUUGCAGAGACACAGCGUGCGCCUGGAUCCGGCAAGAGCGAGCUUCAGGCUCGUGCGCGUGACACGCCCUCCCGUGCUGAGGGGGAAGCGCGAGCACCGGUUUGGACAGGGCGCGCACCCGACACAGUCAUCAGAAACUCCUGUAGUGCAAGGCAAGCACUGGAGAAUCUUAGGGCACAUUUUUAAAGAGAACAAAAGUGAAAAGAGGAUUGAGAUUUUCAUUUGCACUGAACCAGUCAACGACCAGACUGUCGGCUCUUCAAACAAAAAAACACACACAAAGUAAAAUAACUCGCAGUUUAUUGCGGAGGGAAGAGCUGCCACUGGUGCCGGGGGUGCAAGGAGAAGGGGAUAAGAGGUUUUGAGGCAACCAUAGUUUACUUGGAAGAUUAUGAGAAGGCAGUUGUAUAUCUGAUGGCAGCCAAACAAGGAGAAUAGAGAUGCUGCCAGACCUGUUGACUUGCUUCGGCACUUUGUCUGUUUAAAGAUUUGAGCAAAACGUGUGAUUCACCCUUCAAAAAUAUGAAUGGAUUUUAUUCAACAGAUCCUGUUAAUGAAAUUAUUAAACAGAGAAUCUAAGCACAGUUAAUCAUCAAAUGAGGACAAUUAAUAAACAGGUUUCUUGUGAAGAGAAGUGUCAUUACCCAAUUAAAAAUCAAAUGUAAACCAAUCAACAAGAGGAAACAAAACAUCAGAGACAUUUUCUGUCAAUUUUAGAAGAAGAGAUUCUAUCUUCUCGGACCAUAUUUUUCUAGAAGCACUUUUUUGUGAAUUGCUCUACUAUCUUCAUGAAUAACAAUCUGGUCUAAGUGGAUUUGUGGAAAAUGAGUGAUGGGAAAUGGGUUAUCCUAAGUCCAGAAGAGUUUGCUCAGCUGCAGCAGUACACAGAAUAUUCCUCAAAGAAACUGAAAGAUGUACUGGAGGAAUUUCAUGGGGAUGGAGUGCUGUCUAAAUAUAACCCUGAGCAGAAGCAAGAUAUUCUAAAUCAACCUAUAGACUAUGAAGGUUUCAAAUUAUUCAUGAAGACAUAUCUGGAGGUGGAGAUACCAGAGGAGCUCUGUCAGCACUUAUUCAUGUCUUUUAAAAGGAAGACAUGCCAAAAUUCACCAGAAUCCCAGAGGCAUGGCACAAGCAAUUCACAGUUCAACCUGUUAGAACCAAAAACUAUAGAUGCUGGCAUCUCCUUCCAGACAGAAGUAGCAUGUGCUCCCAUUACAGGGGUUAAUGGCAAAAGUAUUUUGAAUGCUAUGAACAGACAUAUUCCGGAUGGCAAGAAUUCCCUGGUUAACCUCAGCGAUCAACAAUUUCUCACCUCGGCUCCUGUUGCUACAGCCGCUGCUGCCACAGCAACUUGCUCUCCUGGUUCCUCUCGGUCUUCCUCUCAGAAAUCCAGUGUUGGUGCUCAUUCUGCUCAUAACUCUUCUGAUUCCUCCAAGAUUUCCUCUGCUUCAAUGCUUAACACCCAAUCCCCAGGUACAAAAUGCUUAGACAAGAAGAUGAGUUUAGCACUUCGGAAGAGUCACAGUCCUCUAAAGACAUCAUCUCACAUGCUACAGUCACAGUUGCCACAAGUGGUGUUUCUAAAGGAUAUUGUCUGUUAUCUGUCACUAUUGGAACGGGGACGAGCUGAAGACAAGUUGGAAUUUAUGUUUCGACUCUAUGACACAGAUGGAAAUGGUGUUCUGGACAGCUCAGAAUUAGAUCGUAUCAUUAAUCAAAUGGUCCAUGUGGCGGAAUACUUGGAAUGGGAUGCGACUGAACUCAAGCCAAUACUUAUGGAAAUGAUGGAGGAAAUAGACUACGAUCACGAUGGUACAGUUACACUGGAAGAGUGGAUAAGAGGAGGAAUAACUACUAUUCCAUUACUGGUCCUCCUUGGCAUGGAGACAAAUGUGAAAGAUGAUGGUCAACAUGUUUGGCGAUUAAAGCAUUUCAACAAGCCUGCAUACUGCAACUUCUGUCUGAAUAUGCUAUUGGGUGUUAGAAAACAAGGUCUCUGCUGUUCUUUCUGCAAAUACACAGUCCAUGAGAGAUGUGUAUCCAAAGAAAUCGCGUCAUGCAUAAGCACAUACGUAAAGUCCAAAAGGAAUACUAAUGUCAUGCAGCAUGUUUGGGUGGAAGGAAACUCUCCAACCAAAUGUGAUCGAUGCCGCAAAAGCAUUAAAUGUUACCAGGGUCUCACCGGUCUCCACUGUGUUUGGUGCCAAAUAACUCUUCACAACAAAUGUGUCUCACAUAUCAAGCCUGAAUGUGACGGUGGCCAACUAAAAGACCACAUUUUGCUUCCCUCCUACAUAUGCCCUGUAGUUCUGGAUAGACAGCCCAAUCAGAAAAAGGCUGAAAGUGAUUCACCAACAACGACGAGUUCAGAUGAUAACAACCAAGCUUUUAAGCACAAUUCGACAACAGUAGAUGGCCAAGGAUUGCAGAUUACAACAGUGCCUGGAACACAUCCACUUCUUGUGUUUGUGAAUCCGAAAAGUGGUGGAAGACAAGGUGAAAGAGUUCUCAGAAAAUUUCAAUAUCUCCUGAACCCGAGACAAAUUUAUAAUCUUGACAGGGGUGGACCUGUGCCAGGGUUAAACACUUUUCGUGACAUACCAGAUUUCCGAAUCCUGGCCUGUGGAGGAGAUGGAACUGUAGGAUGGAUACUGGAUUGUAUUGAUAAAAUCAAUCUUGCAAAACACCCACCUGUAGCUGUAUUACCAUUGGGUACUGGAAAUGAUCUGGCUAGAUGUCUGAGGUGGGGAGGAGGAUACGAAGGUGGAAACUUAAUGAAAGUUCUGAAAGACAUAGAGAACAGUAUAGAAAUGAUGCUGGACAGAUGGAGUAUAGAGGUGAUACCAAACAACAAAGAUGAGAAAGGGGAUCCAGUGCCAUACAGUAUUGUUAACAACUAUUUCUCUAUAGGUGUGGAUGCAUCAAUUGCUCACAGAUUUCACGUAAUGAGAGAAAAGCAUCCAGAAAAAUUCAACAGCAGAAUGAAGAACAAGCUAUGGUAUUUUGAAUUUGGGACAACAGAAACAUUUUCUGCAACUUGCAAGAAGUUAAAUGAAUUUGUAGAAGUCGAGUGUGAUGGUAUCGUGCUUGACCUAAGUAACACAUCACUGGAAGGAAUUGCAAUCCUCAACAUUCCGAGCAUGCAUGGAGGCUCCAAUCUUUGGGGUGAAACAAAGAAACGAAGGAAUUAUAACCGUAUGAGUAAAAAAGUCCCAGAGAAAGUUUUUUCAACAACAGUAACAGAUGUGAAGGAGCUGAAGUUCUGUGUGCAAGACUUCAGUGAUCAGCUGCUUGAGGUUGUUGGCCUUGAAGGUGCCAUGGAAAUGGGGCAAAUUUACACCGGACUGAAAAGCGCUGGGAAGCGCCUGGCUCAGUGUUCCUGCGUCACUCUCAGAACAACCAAGCUGCUACCUAUGCAGAUUGAUGGGGAACCCUGGAUGCAACCUCCUUGUACGAUCAAAAUUACACACAGAAACCAGGUACCCAUGCUUAUGGGGCCUCCUGCAAAGGCAAGUUUACUUUUCUGGAAAAGAAGAAACUGCAGCAGAGAUUAAUCAUGCAGCAGUAUGGAACAGCAGACAAUUAUAAUGUUACAAGGAAGCUCUCUGGACAAAUCAGUGCUUUCUUUUUACUUUGGAUUGUUUAUUCUUACUCUACCUUUGUAGCACAAAGUCCUUGGACUCAAGUAAUGUACAAGAGCAACUGUGAUUUGGACUUGAAUGAAGAUAACUUCGUACCAUCUAUUUUAAGUGAACCUAUAAAGUGAAGUUGUAAGCUGUCUGAGAAUGACUAGAAAAUCGAGAAACAAUUGGAUGUCAGACCACGAAGUUUCCAUUUCCAAAGCUUUGCUCUUGUGUCUUCUUAGGAACAAUGCAACAGAAUCCUCACAAAGUGGUGCAGUGCUUCAUGAUGUGAUCCACAUUCACCAGUGCUACAAUAAUAAAAUGAUCCACUUCAGCUAUCUCCUGCAGACCAUGCACAUUGCUGACCAGAGUCCCAUUUAUUUCAUAUAACCAGCUCAGAACUGCAGGCAGUUCUGGGACAGCAAGAAGAAAUUCACAUUUUGGAAUUGUGAAUAGCACUAAUGUUCUGGAACUGUGAGCCCCCUAGCUUGCACCCAGAUUAAAUACCCAUGCUAUUUAAUCAUGCCAAAAAAAUGACAAUAACUAAUGGUGAAUCAUUUCAUCUGCUGUGAUUUAAUUUGCAUAUCUAUAAAAAAAAUACAUUUAAAUGGCUAUAUACCAAUAUUCCUCCCAUUGGCAAGGACUGAGAAAUUUAUUAAGUAACAUAGUUGUACUGACAUUCAGAGAAAGCUGUGCUUAGAGGCCAGACCUGUGUGUGCGCACGUGAAUCAUAUACAUGGUUGCCGAACAUUGAUAUUCAAGUUAAACCUAUGCAUCAGCACUGGUUGUGUUUACGUGUAGACUAUCAUUUUUGGUGUAGUAUAUUGGUGGCAAGGAUAGGCUUGUGUGUUCUGUGUGUCAGUUUACAAUCAUCAGCCUUAACUAUGUGUCUGGACAUAAAAGGUGCAAUAAUUAUUAAAAAAAAAAGUCUUAAAUGGUUUAAAAAAGCCAAAUACCUGUUUUUAUAUUCAUAUUUGCUACAUGUCAAAAGAUCCAUGACUAGAAAUCCCACUAAACACACUACUAGUAUGGUGAGAAGGUCCAUAUCUAUUUUGAAUGUACUGUAUAGUGUUAGAAGAUAUUUACUUUUAGCUGUUCGAAUAAUUUAGAAUUUUGUUACCUGUACAUUGUUAAAAGUUUGAAAGUUAUGUAAAAUAAAAAGUUUGCCUAUGUAAUGUUCUCCUUAGUCAAUUGAAUUGCUUUAGGCUUGCAGGUAUUGUGUAGAUCUGUUGUCUGCCAUGUUUAUAUGUAACCUAAAAUAGAUAUUGUUUUAAAAACCAAAUAAAAAACAUUCACAGAC
Molecule: messenger RNA, 4996 nt
Organism: Chiloscyllium plagiosum (whitespotted bambooshark)
Lineage: Eukaryota; Metazoa; Chordata; Chondrichthyes; Orectolobiformes; Hemiscylliidae
Source: RefSeq, a predicted model, not a curated record